Messenger RNA from Pteronotus mesoamericanus, 1361 nucleotides. RefSeq names its product calmodulin like 4 (gene CALML4). Gene Ontology annotation, cellular component: myosin II complex. Gene Ontology annotation, molecular function: calcium ion binding. The record is from RefSeq and is a predicted model, not a curated record. The transcript is spliced from 6 exons. NCBI's taxonomy places the organism in Eukaryota, Metazoa, Chordata, Mammalia, Chiroptera, Mormoopidae. The coding region runs from base 196 to 657 and encodes 153 amino acids.
CAUCCCCCCGGGUACCCGGAAGGGAGGAAGGGAACUGACCCAUUAAGAACCGUUGGACAGUGGCAGAGGCCAUCACUGGGCUGCACCAUCGUGGGGCCUCCACCCAGCUUGGCGGACUUUCGACUUGAAGCAGGAAGGAAACCAAGAAGGCAGUCUGGGAGCGGAGAGCCCAGGGGUGCAGCCGGAGGCCCCGCCAUGGCCAAGUUUCUUUCCCAGGACCAAAUUAAUGAGUACAAGGAAUGCUUCUCCCUGUACGACAAGCAGCAGCGGGGGAAGAUAAAAGCCACCGACCUCCUGGUAGUGAUGAGGUGCCUGGGGGCCAGCCCGACACCUGGGGAGGUGCAGCAGCACCUUCAGACUCAUGGGAUAGACAAAAAUGGAGAGCUGGAUUUCUCCACUUUCCUGACCAUUAUGCACAUGCAAAUAAAACAAGAGGACCCAAAGAAAGAGAUUCUUUUGGCCAUGUUGAUGGCAGACAAGGAGAAGAAAGGCUACAUCAUGGCGUCUGAGCUGCGGUCAAAACUCACGAAACUAGGGGAGAGGCUCACCCACAAGGAAGUGGAUGAUCUUUUCAGGGAAGCAAAUAUCGAACCAAAUGGCAAAGUGAAGUAUGAUGAAUUUAUCCACAAGAUCACCAUCCCUGUGCGAGACUACUGAAUACUGAAUGAAGAGAAUGUAAGAAAGCCUCCCCUGGGCCUGAAAAAUCAGAUGGAUGAAUUUUAAAGAAAAGUGUUCCUUUCACUCUAGGGAGGCAACACAGUGGCAAGAUGACAUUACCUGACUGGAGCAGAAGGGAACUUAGCAAAUGAAAUGAUUUCAGCCAUGGAAUUAGCCUGCCUCUUGUCUUUAAUAAAAGAGUUUUCCUGAUUUUGAUCACUGCCAUUCGUCCAGCCCUUUACAGCCGGGAAAGAGCUUAUGGCUUGGAGUUGGACCUGGGUUCCUCUCCUGCCUGCCGUUUCCCAGCUGUCUUUGGGCGAAUCAUUUCAUCCCUCAAAGCCUCGGGAUCUUCACGAAAGUUGGAGUUCUAUUUCUUACCUCAUGGAGCCUGCUGAGGAUGGUCUGAGUUAAGGACUUGAAAAAUAUCUUUGCAAACUGUAGAGUACUGUGCAAUCCUGAGUUACCAUGGUAGUGCUUCUCCCGAGAAGGGCAAUUACCCGAAAGACCAGGUUCUGUAUCUGGUGCUGGAAUCAUCUUCCACAUUUCCAAGACAGCCAGUGCUGGUUGAGAAAUAGCAAUACGCAGAACUAAAGCAAAGAACUAUGGCAACAUUUCUUGCAGCACCACAGGGCCACUUACAAAUUCUCAUUUCCAUCUCAACACACAGUGACACAAUUGAGAUUAAUUCAUAAACACCAAGUAUA